Morone saxatilis (striped sea-bass) is the source of this 2879-nucleotide messenger RNA. It is a transcript of the gene gnsb, whose product is annotated as glucosamine (N-acetyl)-6-sulfatase (Sanfilippo disease IIID), b. NCBI's taxonomy places the organism in Eukaryota, Metazoa, Chordata, Actinopteri, Moronidae. Gene Ontology annotation, biological process: glycosaminoglycan metabolic process. Gene Ontology annotation, molecular function: glycosaminoglycan binding; N-acetylglucosamine-6-sulfatase activity. The record is from RefSeq and is a predicted model, not a curated record.
UGCUGCUGCUGCUGUGGAGGCCCAGAUGGCAGGUCUGAGGAUCGGAUCCGGAGCGACAGGGACCCGACAGAGGGGACUCCCAGCAGCCCUCGCUCUCCUCACGCUGCUCACCUGCUGCGUCAGGUGUGCGGAACCGCGCGUAAAGCCGAGCAACAUCAUCCUCAUCCUGGCCGACGACCAGGACGUUCAGCUGGGGGGGAUGACCCCGAUGAAGAAAACUAAAGCUUUAAUCGGAGACGCAGGAGCAACGUUUGUGAAUGCAUUCACCGUCACGCCGCUGUGCUGCCCCAGCCGGAGCAGCGUACUGACGGGCCAGUACCCGCACAACCACGAGGUGAGGAACAACUCGCUGUCCGGGAACUGCUCCAGCCUUCAGUGGCAGAAAGGGCCCGAGGCCGAGGCCUUCCCCGUCUACCUCAACAAACUGAAGUACCAGACGUUCUUCGCUGGGAAAUACCUGAACCAGUAUGGAAAGAAAGACGCAGGAGACGUUGGCCACGUUCCACCUGGCUGGGAUCAGUGGCAUGCACUGGUGGGGAACUCGCAGUACUACAACUACACACUCUCCGUCAACGCCAAAGAAGAAAAGCACGGAGACAGUUAUGAGAAGGACUACCUCACAGACCUCAUAACGAACCGGUCCCUGAACUUCCUGGACAACAGGAGCCCUCAGCAUCCGUUCUUCCUGAUGCUGUCUCCUCCGGCUCCUCACUCGCCCUGGACGGCGGCGCCGCAGUACCAGAAAGAGUUCGGCGACGUUAAAGCCCCUCGAGAUGGGAGCUUUGACAAACCGGGGAAGGACAAACACUGGCUGCUGCGUCAACCGAUCAACCCCAUGCCGAGCAGCACACUGGACUUCCUGGAUAAUGCUUACAGGAGAAGGUGGCAGACCCUGUUAUCUGUGGAUGACAUGGUGGAGUUGCUGCUGAAAAAACUGGAAAGUAUAAAAGAACUGGACAACACUUACAUCUUCUACACCUCUGACAACGGCUACCACACAGGUCAGUUCUCUCUACCCAUCGAUAAGAGGCAGCUGUAUGAAUUUGACAUCCGGGUUCCACUCAUGGUCCGCGGUCCUGGCAUCAAACCAAACCAGACGCUGCAGGCUCCUGUGUUGAAUAUUGAUCUGGCUCCCACCAUACUGGACAUAUCUGGUGUCAACCUGUCUACUGUGAAUGUGGAUGGACAGUCUUUCCUCUCUCAGAUGGCCCCUUCACUGCGUAACGGCACUGCACGGCCGUUUUUCCUUGUUGAAUACACUGGGGAGGGACAUCCAACAACAGAUCCUGCUUGUCCCAAACUAGGUCCUGGACUGUCUCAAUGUUUCCCAGACUGCGUGUGCGAAGACGCCUUCAACAACACCUACGCCUGCGUCCGGACCCUCGACGGUCAACAAAACCUUCAAUACUGCGAGUUCGCAGACAGCGAGUCGUUCGUGGAGGUGUACAACCUGACGUCAGACCCCCACCAGCUGGAGAACAUCGUGAAGAAGGUGGAUCCGACCAUCCUGCAGGCGAUGAACCAGCGGCUCAUAAAGUUGCAGUCCUGUGCGGGCGACAGCUGCCGCGACACGAAGUGAAGGAGCUCCAAGAAGGUGCCAAACAGACCAUGUAGUACUCCCAUUGGAGUCUGAGUGUUUGGUCAACUUUUACCACAAGUAUGAUGAUUCGAGAGGCGGUUCUUUAUAACAAUGUUUUCCUACUGUGAAAUUUUGACGUCUCAGAAGGAAAAGUGCAAAUAAUCAGAUUAAUGAUGGUUUAAUGAAUUCUAUUUAGCUGCUUCAGUUUCAGGGUCCUGGUGUUGUGCUGUGCCGGCUCACUGUCACACUGUCAUGGUUUACUGGGACACUUAAGUAGAACAGAGCCAUCGUUAAAGGAAAAAUUCGACAUUUUGGGGAAAUGCACUCACUUGCUUUAUUGCCACUCGAGGGUUGACCGUAUACCGGGACCCUUAACGCACAUUCAUGUAUGUUCUUAUGCAAACAGGUGUUUUUAUCAAGACUGGGGACCAUUAGUCAGACGCUUAGUGCAACAUGGACGCCAUUAACGCAGCAUAUUACAAAGGAGUAAGCUUCCUGGAGCUCUUUAGAAAAGGCUAACUGUUAACAUGCCGACACUAUUAGCAUACCGACAAGUUCUGUCAAAAAACAUUGCAAGCUUCACACUUGCAGCUAUAAGAUUAAAUGUGUUUUAUUAUUUUAAUAGUGGUAAUGUUGAAACCGUGUAAUCGUCCUGGAGCUCUUUAGAAAAGACAGACUUAAUCUGCACACAAACAAAAGUGUAAAAUACACGUAUUCGCUUCCUUACUGAGCGUUAGAUGAACAGAUUGGUACCACGCUCAUAAAUGCUAAAUGUGUAGAUGGAGCCAGCAGCCGGUUAGCUUAGCUUAGCACAAAGACUGGAAACGGGGGGGAACAGCUAGCAUGGCUCUGUGCUAAGGUAAUAAAAUUCGCCUCACAGCAUCUCUAAAGCUCACUAAGUUUGAUGUUGCUGGACAACUUGCUAAUAAGCUUAUUUCCCAAAAUAUCAAACUUUUCCUUUAAUUUCAUUAAUAACACACUUGUGGUUUUCCUCCUGUGACAAGUCAAAAUAUCUGAUGUGAAAAAUAUCUAUUUUUUUCUGAGCUGUGCUCAUAUAUCUCAUACUUCUUAGUUUAUUAUAUAUUCUCUUAAGAUACACUCUUUGCCCGGUUCAUAUUGUGCAGACAGGACUUCCUCUAUCUAUAAACUGCACUAUACUUUAACUCUUCACAGGUUCGGGGUUCAAUAUGCACAUUUAAACAUUUUCACAGAAAUAAUUCCAGUAUUUGUCGCAUAGUUUUGUUCUGAAAUGAAACACAACCAAAGAUUCGCUGGUCCACUGUAGCUGUCUUUAAUCCAA